CUCCACGGGCCGGGGCGGGGCGGCGGCGGCAUGGCGGGCCGGCGGCCGGGGCCCGGGGCGCUGCUGGCGCUGCUGGCAGUGCAGGCGCUCGGGGCGGCGGCGCACCCGCAGUGCCUGGACUUCAGGCCGCCCUUCCGGCCGCCACAGCCGCUGCGCUUCUGCGCGCAGUACUCGGCCUUCGGCUGCUGCGGGCCCGAGCAGGACGCGGCGCUGGCCCGCCGCUUCGGGGCCCUGGCGGCGCGCGUGGACGCCGCCGAGUGGGCCGCGUGCGCCGGCUACGCGCUCGAUCUGCUGUGCCAGGAAUGCUCACCAUAUGCGGCCCACCUCUACGAUGCUGAGGACCCGUCCACACCACUGCGGACUGUGCCUGGGCUCUGCGAGGACUACUGCCUGGGUGUGUGGCAGACCUGUCGGGGUCUGUUCCGCCACCUCUCACCUGACCGAGAGCUCUGGGCGCUGGAGGGCAACCGUGCCAAGUUCUGUCGCUACCUGUCCCUGGAUGACACGGACUACUGCUUCCCCCGUCUGCUGGUCAACGAGAACCUCAAUUCAAACCUGGGCCGCGUGGUGGCCGAUGCCAAGGGAUGUCUGCAGCUGUGCCUGGAGGAGGUGGCCAACGGGCUACGCAAUCCCGUGGCCAUGGUGCACGCCAGGGAUGGCACCCACCGCUUCUUCGUUGCUGAGCAGGUGGGGCUGGUGUGGGCCUACUUGCCCGACCGCUCGCGACUCGAGAAGCCCUUCCUAAAUGUCAGCCGGGCCGUGCUCACCUCACCCUGGGAGGGCGACGAGCGGGGCUUCCUGGGCUUGGCCUUCCACCCCAGCUUCCGGCACAAUGGCAAGCUCUACGUCUACUACUCUGUGGGGGUCAGCUUCGAGGAGUGGAUCCGCAUCAGCGAGUUCAGGGUCUCCGAGGACGACAUGAACACCGUGGACCACGCCUCUGAGAGGAUAAUCCUGGAGAUUGAAGAACCAGCCUCGAACCACAAUGGGGGCCAGCUGCUAUUUGGAGACGAUGGGUACCUCUACAUCUUCACUGGAGAUGGCGGGAUGGCCGGAGACCCCUUUGGGAAGUUUGGAAAUGCUCAAAACAAGUCGGCGCUGCUGGGCAAGGUGCUGCGCAUCGACGUGGACCGCAACGAGCGCGGCCCGCUCUACCGCAUCCCGCGCGACAACCCGUUCGUGGGCGACCCCGCCGCGCGGCCCGAGGUCUACGCCCUGGGGGCGCGCAACAUGUGGCGCUGCUCGUUCGACCGCGGCGACCGGGCCUCGGGCGCGGGCCGCGGGCGCCUCUUCUGCGGCGACGUGGGCCAGAACAAGUUCGAGGAGGUGGACCUGGUGGAGAGCGGCCGCAACUACGGCUGGCGCGCGCGGGAGGGCUUCGAGUGCUACGACCGCAAGCUGUGCGCCAACGCCUCCCUCGGUGACCGUCCCCGGGGGCCCGCCUCCGGGACCUGCCCUCCCCAUGACGUUCUGCCGAUUUUCGCCUACCCGCACAAACUGGGCAAGUCGGUUACGGGGGGCUAUGUGUACCGGGGCUGCGAGUACCCCAACCUGAACGGCCUCUACAUUUUCGGGGACUUUAUGAGCGGGCGGCUGAUGUCCCUCCGAGAGAACCCGGAGACAGGCCAAUGGCGGUAUAGCGAGAUCUGCAUGGGCCGUGGCCAGACCUGUGCUUUCCCAGGCCUCAUCAACAACUACUAUCCACACAUCAUCUCUUUCGGGGAGGACGAGGCUGGGGAGCUGUACUUCAUGUCAACAGGUGUGCCGAGCGCCACUGCUGCACGUGGGGUCGUCUACAAAGUGGCAGACCCCUCCAGACGGGCACCACCCGGCAAGUGUCAGAUCCAGCCCACCCAGGUGAAGGUGAGGAGCCGCCUCAUCCACUUCGUGCCCAAAGAAAGGUUCAUCCGGAGGACGGAGACCCCCCAGCGUUCCACAGCAAUCACGCCCACCAAAGCGCCCCGCCGCAGCCGCCCUACAGCUGCUCCGCCCAUGCCCACCCUGCGUCCAGCACGGCCUACCCGGCGGCCCAGGGGCCGGAGAGUUGGGGGGCGGCGGCGGGAGCGGCCCGGCACAGCGGACCUGGUGCCCUCCAACGGCGCGGUGCGCCUGGUGCGGCCCGCAGGCCUGAGCCCUGGUCGUGGGCGCGUGGAGGUAUUCGUGGGCGGACAUUGGGGCACUGUGUGCGACGACGCCUGGGACAUCAAGGCCGCAGCCGUCGUGUGCCGCCAGCUGGGCUUUGCGUACGCCGUGCGCGCCGUCAAGCACGCCGAAUUCGGCCAGGGCCUUGCGCUGCCCAUCCUGCUGGACGACGUGCGCUGUGCGGGUGCCGAGCGCAGCCUGCUGGAGUGCGCGCACGCUGGCGUGGGCACACACAACUGCGGGCACCAGGAGGACGCGGGCGUCGUGUGCAGCCGUGAGGACCCCGACCUAUAGAUCAGCGUCAUUUGUGCUGCCAGGCCACCCUCUGUCCUGCUGGAGCUGGGCAGGGCCUCUCCACCCUGUGCCACCUGGUGUGUGCACAUGAGUCUGAGGGUGUCCAGCAGUGGGUGUGGUGAAGGAGGUGGCCCAUCUGUAAUGCUGUCCCAUGCAAGGUGUGUGCUGUGCACUUGUGUUCUCUGUGUCCCAUCCACAUGUUUUCCGCACACUGGAAGCCACAGUAUGUGCUGGGGUUCACAUUGCUCAUGGGGUUGUGUGGACACAGGCCCAGGUGUUCUGUUCUUACCUCCAAGCAUCUCAAGCAGCAGCAGGAACACAGUCUGGUCAUGGAACCCUGAAUACUGGGGGCUGCCAUCCUUCAAGUGCAGACACAGCCCCUGGCUGCAUCAACAGAGGCACAGCCAGCAGACUGAGGGAGGGGACCAGGCCUGCCCUGCCCAUGGCUGAAGUGGAAGGCCUCAGAAGAGAGCAUGAAGGUGGCUGGACAGUCAAAGGUGCUGAAGAGAACGGGAAGAAGUCCAGUGAGGUGAAGGGCAACUGUCAGACCAGUGGGUUCAGGGUGACCUGUGGGCCGUGCUGCCUGAGCAAGGGCCAAGUUGUCUAGGAAGAAGCACGCACCUGGGAGAGCUGGCUGGGGCAGAGAGACAGGGUGACCUCUAGGAGAAGCCUGCUGGCCAUCCUGGACCUCAUCAUCAGGCCCUCCUGGGUGCUCAGGGGAUGGUCCUGGCUCUCCCCUGCUCCCCAGGGAGAAGCCAUCACACUGGCUGGGCUGCUGUCCAGCCAGCCAUUCCAAGUACCACGGCCCCCAGUGAGCAAGUGGACUUUGGGUUGCUCCACGUUCCACGCUGUGUCAGGAACACUGGGGCCCUCUCUGUCAUGUGCCUCCCGCCCUUGCCCAGUGAGACCCCAGGGACCCUCUGAUUCCUCCAGCACCACCCAGGGUGUAACCAGGCUGAGGGUCCAGCGAGACUACUGAUGCGCCGUCACCCAGGGCUGUGCCAACAACCGACUGUUUACAACCCCC
Molecule: messenger RNA, 3463 nt
Organism: Manis pentadactyla (Chinese pangolin)
Lineage: Eukaryota; Metazoa; Chordata; Mammalia; Pholidota; Manidae
Gene: HHIPL1
Product: HHIP like 1
Exons: 9
Coding region: 31-2436 (801 amino acids)
Cellular component (GO): membrane
Source: RefSeq, a predicted model, not a curated record